AUGCGGCCGUCGACAUCGACGUCGGGCGCCGCUCUUCGCGCCGCCCAUGGCGCUGCUAAAUGCCGACUCCUGGUCUGCCCACACGCCGCCUCUUCACCAUGGGCCUGCUCGACGCUGAACGCUCGACCGAAGCUCCCGUCGCUGCGUCGCGGUAGACCUUCGACAGCUGUCACCAGCCAUCGCUUCUACUCGGACAAGCCGCUCCCGCAAGCGAAUUCACGCAUACUUGGCUUCUGCUACGGUGCUGCUGCCUGGGUUGGCAUCUCCAUCACGGUGGUUGGCGUUGGCAUCUUCGGCUUCUUCCUCUACGACGCGAGCACCUACAAGGAGCACGCCACCCGGACCGACAUUGACGUCUCGCAACUAGCCCUUCAACCCCGACGCGGUGGUCCGAAGAACCUUCCCAUCGCCGAAGUCUUCAUCGAUGAAGAUGAGUGCGAAGAGAAGAAGCGGAUCAAGCACAAACCAAGGCUCGUCGUCCUCGGCGGCGGCUGGGGUGGAGUCGCACUCCUCAAGGAGCUCAACGCCGAAGACUAUCACAUCACCGUCAUCUCCCCGACCAACUAUUUCCUCUUCACCCCAAUGCUUCCCUCGGCGACUGUGGGGACUCUGGAGCUGCGGUCGCUCGUCGAGCCUAUCCGUCGCAUCAUCAGCCGCGUCCACGGACACUUCAUUCGUGCCCGGGCGGAAGAUAUCGAGUUUUCCGACAAGCUCGUUGAAGUCUCUCAGCUGGAUCAUCAAGGGAAGGAAGUCCGAUUCUACGUCCCUUACGACAAAUUGGUCAUCGCCGUCGGCUCCGUGACCAACCCGCAUGGUGUCAAGGGGCUUGAAAACGCCUUCUUCCUCAAAGACAUUGACGAUGCCCGCAAGAUUCGAAACCGCGUCAUCCACAACCUCGAGCUCGCCUGUCUUCCCACAACCCCCGACGAUGAGCGCAAGCGUCUCCUUUCCUUCGUGGUCUGCGGCGGCGGUCCAACCGGCGUCGAGUUUGCGGCGGAGCUGUAUGACCUGCUCAACGAGGAUCUUACCCGCCACUUCCCCCGUCUUCUGAGAAAUGAGAUUUCCGUUCAUCUCAUUCAGAGCCGGAGUCACAUCCUCAAUACCUACGACGAGACUGUCUCAAAGUACGCCGAGGAUCGAUUCUCUCGGGACCAGGUCGAAGUCUUGACCAACUCGAGAGUCAAGGAAGUCCGGCCGGACAAGAUCAUAUUCACGCAGAAGCAGGAGGAUGGAAAGCUGACCACCAAGGAGUUGCCGGUCGGAUUCUGCCUGUGGUCCACGGGCGUGUCGCAGACGGCUUUCUGCCAAAGGCUUGCCAAGAAGCUUGCUAGUUUCCAGACGAACCGACAUGCCCUCGAGACGGACACGCACCUUCGCCUCAACGGUACCCCCCUCGGCGACGUCUACGCCAUCGGAGACUGCUCGACGGUUCAGAACAACGUCGCCGACCACAUCAUCACCUUCCUGCGCACCCUCGCUUGGAAACGUGGCCAAAACCCGGAAACGCUGCACCUGCACUUCAGCGACUGGCGCCAGGUUGCCAUGGACGUCAAGAAGCGCUUCCCCCAGGCUGUCAACCACCUGAAGCGUCUCGACAAGCUGUUUGCCGAGUUUGACAAAGACCAGUCCGGCACGCUGGACUUUGGCGAGCUUCGGGAGUUGCUAAACCAGAUUGAUAGCAAGCUCACCUCGCUGCCAGCGACCGCCCAGCGUGCGCAUCAGCAAGGCAAUUACCUGGCGCACAAAUUCAACAAGAUGGCACGCCUGUCGGAUGGUCUAUCGGCCAACGACAUUCGCGAUGGCGACCUGGACGCCGCCGUGUACAAGGCGUUUGAGUACCAUCAUCUGGGCAGCCUUGCAUACAUUGGCAACUCGGCCGUCUUUGACCUUGGUGACGGCUGGAGCCUUGCCGGUGGCCUCUGGGCGGUGUAUGCCUGGCGAUCGGUAUAUUUCGCACAGAGCGUCAGCUUUCGCACACGAUCUCUCAUGGCCAUGGAUUGGGCAAAGAGGGGCGUCUUUGGUCGAGACACAGACUUGAUGAGCUUUUGA
Molecule: messenger RNA, 2049 nt
Organism: Drechmeria coniospora
Lineage: Eukaryota; Fungi; Ascomycota; Sordariomycetes; Hypocreales; Ophiocordycipitaceae
Product: putative alternative NADH dehydrogenase
Exons: 2
Coding region: 1-2049 (682 amino acids)
Molecular function (GO): calcium ion binding; NADH dehydrogenase activity
Source: RefSeq, a predicted model, not a curated record